Diversispora eburnea is the source of this 741-nucleotide messenger RNA. The record is from the annotation of a GenBank genome assembly. NCBI's taxonomy places the organism in Eukaryota, Fungi, Glomeromycota, Glomeromycetes, Diversisporales, Diversisporaceae.
AUGUCUGAAGGAGAUGAUAAUAAAACAAUUCAACAAGAAGAAAUUCUUGCUUUAACAUCAAUUUUCGGUUCAGAUAUAUUUCAACUUGAUCCUCAAGAUUCAUUAAAUCAAUCAUAUUUAUUUAAAUUAUCUUUAGAAUCCGAUAUUUCAAGUACUACUUCAUCAGAAUAUCGUUCACAUUCUAAAAAUUUUAUUACAAUAAAAUUUCAAUUUCCCAAUGAAUAUCCUUCAACCUCUCCACCAAAUUAUAAAAUUACAAGUUUAUAUUGUGGAACUUUAAAAAUCGAUAAAAUAAUAAAAAAUGAGGUUGAUAAAAAAUUUAAAGAAUUAUUUAUUCCAGGACAAAGAUCGGUAUUUGUAGCACAUUUAGCACCAGUAAAUAAUAUAUCAGAAGUUAAUCUUGUAAGAGAAACAUUAAUGUUAAAUAAAAAGGUUGCUAAAGCUACUCAUAAUAUUAUGGCUUAUAGAAUUAUAAGAGAUGAUGGGAUAUUAAUACAAGAAACAGCAGCAGGAGGAAGAUUACUUCAUUUAUUACAACUUGUUAAUGCAAAAAAUAUCAUAGUAAUAGUUUCUCGAUGGUAUGGUGGAAUUCAAUUAGGAGCAGAUCGGUUUAAAGAUAUAAAUAAUGUUGCAAGAGAUUUACUUGAGAAAUGUGGAUAUGUUAACGGUGGUAAUGGUAGUGUUGGUAAAAAUGGUAAUAAAAGUGGAGGAGGAGAUAAUAAAAAGACCAAAAAGAAAUAA